Molecule: messenger RNA, 8304 nt
Organism: Gallus gallus (chicken)
Lineage: Eukaryota; Metazoa; Chordata; Aves; Galliformes; Phasianidae
Gene: ANKS6
Product: ankyrin repeat and sterile alpha motif domain containing 6
Exons: 17
Coding region: 54-2816 (920 amino acids)
Biological process (GO): innate immune response
Cellular component (GO): cytoplasm
Molecular function (GO): protein binding
Source: RefSeq, a predicted model, not a curated record
GGGGGCGGGCAGGCACGGGCGGCCGAGCUCGUCGGGCCCUGCUGGCGCUGCCCAUGGGGGAGUGCGGGGUGCCCGCCCAGGUCCAGCUCUUCCUCCGUGCCUGCGAGCAAGGCGACUGCGAGACCGCCCGGCGCCUGCUGGGGCUGCCAGGCGGCACCGCCGGGUCGGCGGCCGCCUCCGCCUGCGGCACCGAGGAGACGGCUGAGCCCCGCGGAGAGGCGGCCGCCGCCGCCCCUGCUCCCGUCGUCGCCGUGGACUGCACCGACGAGGCGGGCAACACGGGGCUGCAGUUCGCCGCGGCGGGUGGCCACGAGCAGCUGGUGCGGUUCCUGCUGCGGAAGGGGGCCUCGGUGCAGAGCACGAACCACUACGGCUGGAGCCCGCUGAUGCAGGCGGCCAGGUUUGGACACCUAAGUGUGGCUCACAUCUUGCUGGAAAAUGGUGCUGAUCUCAACGCACAGAAUAAAUUAGGAGCCAGUGUCCUCACAAUGGCCUGUAGAGGCGGCCAUGUCAGCAUGGUAAAAUUGUUGCUGGAAUCUGGAGCUUAUGUAGACAAUUACGACCAUUUUAGCACAAAUGUGCUUAACAGCAGCAGAGAUGACCUUCCUGACAUCACUCCAUUAAUGGCAGCUGCACAACAUGGACAUGAGGCAGUGGUACAUCUGUUACUAGACUGGGGAGCUGAUUGCAAUUACACUGUGAAGACUAUGGGCUGGAGUCCUUUAAUGCUGGCAGCUGUUAGCGGUAAAGUAAGCUUAGCACAACAGCUCAUGGAGAAGGGUGCCAAUCCUGAUCACCUCAAUGUACUGCAUAAAACACCUUUUGAAAUCUCUGUGGGCUUCAAGCACAAAGACAUGAAAGACUACCUGGAAUCUCUCACAACGAUCAGAAUUCAUACAGAUACAGAGAAGAGGCAACCUGAUAUCUUUCAUGCUUUAAAAUUGGGCAAUUUUCAGCUCGUUAAAGAGAUAGUUGAUGAAGACUCAAGUCAAGUCAAUAUUACUAAUGUUGAUGGCGCAUCUCCAUUAAUGAUUGCAGCUGUAACUGGACAGCUGCCCCUUGUCCAGCUCCUUGUUGAGAAAAAUGCUGAUGUUGACAAACAGGAUAAUGUUCAUGGUUGGACAGCACUAAUGCAGGCCACAUACCAUGGAAACAAAGAAGUUGUGAAGUAUUUGUUAAACCAAGGAGCCGAUGUCAAUCUUCGUGCGAAAAAUGGAUACACUGCUUUUGAUUUGAUAAUGUUGCUGAAUGACCCAGACACAGAACUUGUACGGUUGCUCGCAUCAGCAUGCAUGCAAGUAGAUAAAGACAAGAAUAAACUGAACAACAGAUCAUCUUUGCCUUCUUCCAGAAGUAGACAAUCCUUAAAUGUCCCAAUGCUGCCAGAUGACAGAGGUGGUCUAAAGUCUUGGUGGAGCAGGAUGUCCAAUCGGUUCCGCAAGCUGAAGCUGACUCAGACCUUGCGCCAUGGAUUUUCUUCCAAUCAGUUUGGGCCUUUUCCUGAUGAACCCGAAUCUUCAUUAAAUUCCACUAUGAAAGCAGUUCCACAGAGUGACACAGACUCCUCUGGAACUACUGAUGCUCCUAUGGCCUGGGUCACAAAUAACACAGGUGUGAACACUGCAAAAGGAGGGAAGGAUGAUGAAUUACUGACAACCAUGUUGAGAAGUAGUGCUCCAUUUACCAGGCUGCCUAGUGAUAAAUUGAAAGCAGUGAUACCGCCUUUCUUACCACCCUCAAGUUUUGAGCUUUGGAAUUCUGAUCGAACACGAAUCAGCAAAGAUGGCAAAGCUGAACAGAUGAGAACUGCCUGGCCACAGAGAGCAAUCAAGCAUGAUUUUAACAGUAGUGGGAACUCAGAUGUAACAUCUGUUAGCAAAGGUACGAGACCAGUCAAAUUACCAGCAUUUGCAAGAAGACCUGCAUCUCCUUCAAAUUCUACAAAUUUCAACCAUUCUCCUCAUUCUUCUGGUGGAUCCAAUAACAUUGCAGGAAUUAAUAGACAUGGAGGAGAACUGCAUAACAGAUCAGGUGGCAGCGCAGACAAUGUUUUAUCACAGAUUGCAGCCCAAAGAAGAAAAGCAGCAGGCUUACCAGAACAGAAGCCCAGCCAACACAAUAGUCCAGUCCAGGCAACUCCUUCCUCCACCCUGUCUGAUACACAGUGUGCUCAAACAGUUGGCAAUGGACACGUAGUAAAGGUACAAAUGAAUCAAAAAACAGAGAUGAGCAAAAGACCUCCAUCUGGGACUUCAUCUACUUCUAAAAGCACAUCACCAACGCUCACACCUUCCCCAUCACCCUCUCCGUCUCCUAAGGUUCACAACAUGGAGUCCUCUCUCUCUUCUUCUCACAGACAGGCCAAGAGCAAUGGUUCCAGCAGUGGUACUAUUACAGAAGAUGGUAACCACUUGGUGGACCAUCAACAACUUUUUCCUAUUCUGAGAACCAGUGAUGUGGAGAAUCAUGAAAGAAGAAACCAUAUGAGAACAAAAGGAGGAGGUGAAAACUUGGAGAAAGAUGAGCUGACUGGCAUCCUUAAAAAAUUGUCCCUUGAGAAAUAUCAGCCUAUUUUUGAGGAACAAGAGGUGGAUAUGGAAGCCUUCCUUACUCUUACUGAUGGUGAUCUGAAAGAGCUGGGUAUUAAAACAGAUGGUUCAAGGCAGCAAAUCCUGGCAGCUAUUUCUGAACUGAAUGCAGGAAAGGGACGAGAGAGACAGAUUUUACAGGAAACCAUACACAACUUCCACUCUUCCUUUGAGAGUAGUGUUAGUAACACACGGCCUCCUGGUCAUUCCCAGAGUACUACUAGGUGAGCAGAAGCCAAUACUUGGAAUUUGAUAAAAUGAUGCAGUGAACUGGAAUUACUCAAGAACUGAAGAAACAUACAGAUGUAAAUUGUCUUCAAGCAACUUGCUGGUGUCUUGAAGAUAGCAGAAAACACUAUUUGUGGCACAGAGCUGGGGAGAAUGUUGUUUUGUAAGAAUGAGGCAACAGUUGCUCCUGUUCAACAGAGAUCUCGCUUUUGGAUUAUUGUGUGUGAGAGCUCCAUGAAGUAGAUUUGGCUGAGAUACAGCAACAGAAGCAAUAGCAAAGGAAGUGAACAUGUAGGUAAAAGAACCAGGUAAGCUGCUUUUUAUUUUAAAAAGUAGCAGUGGGACCUUUACAUUGUCUCUGGAACUUGAAGUGGUUUCUAGGAAGGUGUAAUAUUUUAGAAUAUAACAGCAUCUGUUCAGAGUGGGAUCCAAAAUUCACACAGUCACGUACAGCUGUAUCAUCUGGUCUCAUCUGACAUUUGUGUAAAGAGCUACUUGCUUUCACAUCUUCCAUUUGUUGUGAACUUACCAUGUCCUUUGUCCAUUUCCAAUUAUUCUACUGGAUCAGAAGCUACAGCAGAUGAUUUGUUCCUUCUUCACUGCCUCCAUGCCACAGAUGAUUUUAUAGAUAUCUGUGAUAUUCUUCCUUAGCUGUGUUUCUUUUUCCAGAUGGAAGUCUUGGAGGCUUCUUAAACAUUCCCUAUACCAUAGUUUUUCUGUCUUCAUUUCUUUUUUCCAGUAUAUCCUUUUAGAUUUGAAGAUACGAGCCUGACGUAAAAUACUCAAGAUGUAGGCAUACUGUUGAUUUACACUUGAUACAGUAAUUUCUUUUCAGUUAUCAUCUCUAUUUUCAGUUCUCUUACCUUUUACUAGUUACUUCUAUUACUUUGUUUUUUUAAAUACAGUGGAAGACUGAAUUGGUACUCAUUGGAACUGUGUGCUACAGCCCAGAUCAUCUACUGAGUGUGAGCUAAGAGGGCAUUUUAUAUAACCAUUCAUAAGUUGGUUUUUUUGGGGUUUUUUUUUUUUUUUUGGUUUUGUUUUUUUCUUUUUUUCUGUAUGCCUAAUUUCAUAUUAGCUCAUUUUUAUCUUCAUCUGAUUUCAUCUGCCUUGAUACUGUCUGGUCACUGAAGUUUCACAAAGUCCUUUUUCCACUUCGCUGUUUGCCUUUGUUUUUGUUUAUGUGGAUAACUUAGGAAAAAUUGUCAUUUGACUCCAUAUGCCCUUUCCCAAAUCAUAUGUUGAAUGUCCAUAGUCCUCUGUGAAAUGCUACCAGUGAAUCUCUUCACUGUGGAAAAUCACUGUUUAAUCUUCUGUCUUCUGCCUUCUUAUCUAUUCUUUAUCCACACAAGAAAUGUUUUUACUCUGUGGAUUCCUUGUCUUAAGAGCCAGCCUUGGAAACUGCCAAAUACCUUUUAAAAAUUCAGCCAUCAAGUGGAUCUCUUCUGUGUACAAUAUUGCUGGCACCUUCAAGAAAUUCCAGUAGGCUGGUGAGACGACAUCCAAUUCACUCUUUUGAUACUUUUCCACAACAUUUCAGAGGUUCAUUAUUUCAAUUCUUUGUUCAUGCUUAUUUUCCCUCCUGCUACUUGCCUUCUCUGUGGUCUGUGUUUCCCUGGAUCUCCGCUGGAAUCCUUGAAAAGAUGAGCAUCAUUUUUUAUCAGUUCUGUUACCUGGCAAUUUAAACAAGAAUCUGCUCCCCGUUCUCAAAAGUUCAGCUGCUUAAUCAUUGACUUCCUCUAGAACUUGUGGCUUAGCAGUUUGUUACUUGCUUUGCCUAUUUCUUUCAUCACCUUUUUUAGCAGUACUUCAAGUUAAGAGUCCUUGAAAUUCCACAUAAAAAAGGCUUCUUUAUGUGAAAUGGGAACUUUCACUAGCUGUUCUAUAGUAAAUACAUUUAGUUUUUGGUGUUAACCUAAUCCAGUAGCUCUUAUUGCCAUCUAAUAGUUGGAUGGCAUCUUGGCAUCUCAAACAGGUUACUUCCUCAGAAAUGUUUGAAAAAUAUAUGAAAUGUUUAUGCUUUUUGCAUGGUUCACUGCCAUUGCUUUUUCAAGAGCUCUUUCUAGGCACAUUGAGCAGUAUUAGAAGAAAAGCUGCUUGAUGAUUCUCCCUUUCAUGAUGUAGAUUGUGUGAUAAUAAUAUACUACUCUUUCAACUGUGUCAGUGUCACUGUUUCAUACUUAUCACUGUGAUCUCCUCAGUAUUUUGAGUCAUUUUAAAACUUAGUACCUAAAAUGGUGUGGCUGCAAGUGUAGCUCUGCUUUUAUGAACUUUCUAGGCUUUAGAGAUGUAAAGAUAAUGCAGUGAGAUCUGAACAUAUCCAUAAGGCUCAGAAAUAAAAAAGCAGGGGAAACAAAACUAACUUCUCACUUCCUGAGAAAAAAACCCUCAAAAUUAUCGUAAGCCUAUAGACCAAUUACCAUCACCAAACCUGUGAUUCUCUACAACUUCUACAGUCUUCCCACCCAGCUCCAGUUCCCUAGAAAAUGCCCCAUUUCCCACUGCCCAGGCUCAGUCCCUCUUCUGCUGCCACUGGUGUAAGAACUGUUGGUGCUUUUCCAGCCUGGUUCAGUAUACCAAGCAAUAGAAACAGAAAAACGUGUAGAUGAAUGUUUCAAGAACAGAAAAUAGAACAGGAGUAAUUGUGUUUACACUCCUAAGAAAUGCAGUAGAAGGAAAAAUAUAAUAGGCAGAAAAGGUAAAAGCAGUGCCAUCAGCAAUAAAGGAUUGAUCACAUAACUGAUUUCAUGCAACAGGUUUGGUUAGAGAAGAUACCACAGCUUCUUCUUACAGGAUUUUUGGCUGUUCAAACUCAAUUGCUAGCUUUUGGAACCUCAGCUACCUUCUGAUUGAGCACCUCCUGCUGAGGUCUCUGCUUCAGAGCUCUCUGUGAUAUUCGCUACAAGAAAGUAGAAAAGUUGUCAAGUGUAUAUUGGGUUUUGGCAGCUGAGCUGUUUCAAUUAUAGUCAAGUUCACCACUGGGAGAGAGAUUACUUUGUGCAUCAGGUUCUGUUUUAUCCCUGGGGCUGGCACUGAGAUGCUUCUUUGCAGAAACAAUAGGCUGUAACAUGUAAUCGUUUUCUGUCAGAAUGAUAUUGAGAUCUUCCUUCUUGGCCCCUGCCAACGAUACCAGAUUAGGCUGAAUGUCCAGGCUGCAGGAGCUCCACAUUUUAAAUCCGUGCCUGAAUUACAUAAGACAAAUGAUUACUCUGGGUAUAAAUAAUGCAGUUGUGUAUAAUUAACAAAUGGACAGUUAGAAGAGUGGAGUGGUUAGGAUGGUAUUUUACAGGUUUAUAGUUAGAAAGAUUAUCAUGGUAGAAAGAGACAAUCAAAAAUAAAUGAAAUGGCCACCCAUAUCCUAGGCUCCCAGAAGAAAACUCCAAAGGGAGGGAUCUCCAGAAAGAGAUCCUUCCUCAUUAGCAGUCAGCCCCUAAAUGGGGUCUAGGAGAGGUGCAGCCUGACUCCACUCCUUUUGGUCACACAGGUGAAUUGCCUUCACCUGUGCUCCCAGGGCUGACUCAGUCCUUGCCUCAGGUGAUCAAUCAGUGGUUUAGGCCGUGACUCAACAAUUCCCAUACAAGUGGCUUCUGGACACGUAAGCCAGUAGGAUUUAGGGUGCCAUGGUUCUUCUCCCUGUUCUGAACAGGCAAACAGUACUUGUAUGAAGAAUGUUGUCUUGUUAUCCUUAUUAAUGGAAAUUAAUCAAUGACCUUCAGAAAAUUCUGCUGAAAUUAAUUCUUUCCAAGUGUAAACCUUAAAGAAUUUUUGACUUUCUAAAGAAAAGAAAAAGCUUAACAUUUUCCUAAUGUGUUCUAAUCACAACAGACAGGUUUUUGUUCCUGACAAGAGAAACUGCAUACUAGGAAGAUGUUGCUUUUUAAUAACCUAGUGAAUGUUUCAGAAAGAACAGAUAAAACCACAGUACUAGAUUGCUGCUUCACUAUUCAAAUUUAGAGCAGAUGAGCAGCCUGUGGAGGCAUGAGGAAAGAGGAACUGCUCUGCAAUACAAAAAAUUCUGCUUCACUGAGAUAGGAAGCAGCAGCAUAAAGUCUGAAUUUCUUAGAAAGCUCUGGAUUGAAGAAAUGGUACUGUCACAGCAUUGCGUUAGUAUGUUGAGGCAAUGUUUUUGCUUAUGUGAUUCUAGUAAAGGAGCAAGUCAGAACUUUUUGAAUACCCAGCUGCCAGGACUGAUGUGUAGGGGAUUACUGUUGGUCAAGAUCUACUCAUUCUUCAAAGAGUUGAACAUAGCUGACACUGAUCUAGAGGUUCAUAGAGAUAAAUGACAUGAAAGGAGGGAGAGCUGAAUCUCAAUACAAACAUGCCAAAUCAGAAAUAAAAAGAUGAAAAAAAGCUCAUAUGGAUUAAAUGAUAUUACAAGAAAAAAAAAAAGAAAAAGCAAAAUAACUCAAAAGAAUAUGAUUUAUUCCUGAAAAGUAGAAAUUGAUUCCAUGCACGAAAUACAAAAUUAAUGUAAGAAUGUGUUAAAUUUCAGCCCCGUGAUGAAAAAAUGGAAGUAAGUAUUUAGUGGAGCUCCCUUCUCCAAGUCUGAAACUUGUAACAGAAUUUGCCACUGCAAAAAUGACAUAAAAAAGCAGGAGGACAUCCAAAGACAGUACACCAAAGGGCAUAGUCUUUUUUUUCCUAGGGCAUUUUUUUGUUAUUCUAAUUGUGAAAAUAUAAAUAAAGGUUUCCUGGAGGUAAUGCUAACUGCCAAAUAGCUUAGUUUCCUUUCUAAUAUCAAAUUUAUUGAAAUACAUGAAAAAAAAAAUUAACCUCAUUUAUCUGCCUAUAUAUAACCUCAUGCUGCCCUUCCCCACCUACACGUAGCACUUUUGUUGUAGCAGCUGAGAAGAAAAGGGAACACCUUAUCAUCAAGCAGUUACACUGAACAAAAGAAUUCAUUGAAUAUUCUACAGAUACACAUUAAGUGAAGUAUAACUCUGCCUAUGAAAUAUGAUCCCAUUCAAACUGUGAUAAAUAAUAUCUUCUUUCAGUAAUUCUGAUCUUCCAGUUUCUCCUUAUGUAAUACUGUGUGUUGUUUAUUGAUUCACACAUACAUAUCUACAGGUACUCAUGCAGGCAUUUAAAAAUGUGAUGUAAUAAAGUGGAAGAGAACAGGGAGCAGUUAGUGUAUUUGCUUUCCACCUUAGGAUUCAGAGUCAAAAAUAACAAAUAGAAAUUAUCCAAAGGAGGGAGUUAGAGACAUUACAAAAUAAGAGCAAAACUGUAUAGAUGUGUAAAUGGAAAGAUGCAUAUUAAGAAAAGAGAAAGGUUUGUGGCAGCAGAUGGCUUUUCAUAUGUUCUCUUUACAGGAGUGGGCUUAAGAUGAGUAAAAUGAAUUACAGGGUCAAGCUGUUGGGGUCAGGUGUAUCAAUGAGACUGGGAAACAUGAACCUGUUUGUGCUAACUGUGGAAUUUGUCGGUCUUCUUUAAAGUAAAGCUUUGAGUCUCAUUGUUUGCAAGUUGUCAGAUGUAUUUAUUUAUUCUU